AUGAAUAUGAAAAGGUUUUAUGAGAGAAAUUUGCUUGGAAUAGCACAUAAACACCCAGGAACUUUAUGCAUUGCAAAAUGUGAAAUUGGUGUAUAUUCUUGUAUUAUUAGAAAUGGUGCUCCUGGUAAAUAUCAAAGGGCAGUUUUAGUAAAAUUUCAUAUUUUGAUGCUUAAUUUUCUUCUAUCAUUAACACCAGAUGAUCGCAUAAUUUAUGCUUAUGUAGCACUUGGAUAUAUUGUAGAAAAUAAAGAACUAAACGAGAAAAAUGAAGAAAUUGAAGAAAUUGAUAAUUCUGAGAUUAAUUCUUUCUUUGAAGAAGUAAUUUUAAUUAUCAAAAUUCACGUCAAAUCUUGCGAAUUGCAUUGGAUAAGUUUAAUUAUCGUUAUAGUACAGCAGAAUCAAAAUUGA
This is a messenger RNA of Funneliformis caledonium, 408 nucleotides long. Lineage: Eukaryota; Fungi; Glomeromycota; Glomeromycetes; Glomerales; Glomeraceae. The record is from the annotation of a GenBank genome assembly.